This is a messenger RNA of Solanum tuberosum (potato), 5261 nucleotides long. RefSeq names its product E3 ubiquitin-protein ligase UPL4. Gene Ontology annotation, biological process: protein polyubiquitination; proteasome-mediated ubiquitin-dependent protein catabolic process. NCBI's taxonomy places the organism in Eukaryota, Viridiplantae, Streptophyta, Magnoliopsida, Solanales, Solanaceae. The transcript has 18 exons. The coding region runs from base 250 to 4914 and encodes 1554 amino acids. The record is from RefSeq and is a predicted model, not a curated record. Gene Ontology annotation, molecular function: ubiquitin protein ligase activity.
CGCCCACCCCCACUGCUUCCUUCCUACUGUGUUUUCAUCAUUAUCUAUCAUCAGCAUCCUUUAAUUUUCAUGUAUUUAUUUAUGUAAAAACACACAAACACACACUGAACUAGGUGUGUAUUGUGUAAAUAUUCAACGCAGAAUUAUCAAGAAAGAAGAAGAAAGUAAUUUAAUUAAAGAAAAGAGAUAAAGAUCGAUUAAACUCCACCGCUUUUAGGAAAACAUAUAGAACUGGCUUGGUGUUGUUUCAUGGGAAACCGGGGGCAGAAAAGGACUGAAAAUGUUGAUGAACUGCCUGCCGAUAAGCGACCCUGUAGCUCAACAGAUUUCAGGCCUAGUACUUCCAACUCAGUGAUUCCUACUACAAUGAGUUCCAUACACGAAAGUCACCAUGGUGAUAUAGACACAUCAUCAUCAUCAUCAUCAUCAUCCACUUCAGGGUCAAGUGAAGGUGAAAAGGACUCUGCUUAUGGAUCUUGUGAAUCUGAUAAUACUUAUAGGGACUAUUACAGGCGGCAAUUAAUGGGCAAUCAGAGCAAAUUCAAUGGAGUUUUGGAAAGAUUGAGCAAAGAAUCUGAAGAAUCAGCACUGUUGGCUGCUCUUACGGAGCUAUGUGAUUUGUUAUCGUUUUCUCCUGAUAGUUCGAUGUCGAACGUAAUGGCAGAUUUAUUUUCUCCCGUUCUUGUAAGAUUGGCUAGAUAUGAGAGCAAUCCUGAAAUAAUGCUAUUAGCAAUCAGGGCAAUGACUUAUUUAUGUGAAGUUCAUCCUCGUUCUUCGGCCUCCCUUGUCAAUCAUGACGCAGUUCCUGCCCUUUGCCAAAGACUAAGGGACAUUGAGUUUUUGGAUGUGGCUGAACAGUGUCUGCAAGCACUAGAGAAAAUCUCGCGGGAGCAACCUAUAGUGUGUUUGCAAUCUGGGGCUAUAAUGGCCAUUUUACAUUACAUUGAUUUCUUUUCGACAAGUGAGCAGAGGAAGGCACUCUUAACUGUCGUAAAUAUUUGUAAAAAGCUUCCCUCCGGAUGUCCUCCACCUUUAAUGGAGGCGGUUCCCGUUUUGUGCAAUCUUCUUCUAUAUGAGGAUAGACAGCUUGUUGAGAGCGUAGCAACUUGUUUGAUUAGAAUAGUCGAGCAGGCAUGCCAUUCUUCAGAGAAGCUGGACCAACUGUGUAACCACAUGCUGGUUCAGCAAGUCACACAUCUCAUAGAGUUGAAUGGAAGAACAACAGUUAGCCAAUCAGUUUAUGUUGGUUUAAUUGGGUUACUUGUCAAACUGGCUGCUGGCUCUAUUGUUGCUGUCAAGACUCUCUUUGAACUUAACAUCAGCCACAUAUUAAAGGACAUUUUAUCCACUCAUGACUUCUCACAUGGGGUGCCUUCUACUCUGAUGGUUGAUGGGCAUUAUAAUCAGGUAGAUGAAGUUCUCAAGUUGUUAAAUGAACUUCUUCCUCCCAUAUCCAGAGAGCAGAAUAUCAAGCUAGCCGAAGACAAGGAAGAUUUCCUCAUCAACCAUCCGGAUCUUCUGGAGAAAUUUGGGUUUCAUUUACUUCCUGUGCUGAUCCAGGUGGUCAAUUCUGGCAUGAAUUUAAAUGCAUGGUUUGGCUGUCUCUCUGUCAUCAAUAAGUUGGUUUAUUUCAGCAAAUCUGACAGGCUUGAAUUUCUUCAAGAUACUAACAUUUCAAGCUUCUUAGCAGGAGUUUUUACUCGCAAAGAUCCUCAUGUUCUGAUACUAGCCCUUCAAAUUGUUGAUAAGCUACUAGAGAAGCUCUCUCAUAUUUUCUUGGCCUCAUUUGUUAAGGAAGGUGUUCUUUUUGCUGUUGAUGCACUUCUUUCCCCGGAAAAAUGUUCGCAGUCUCUGUUUUCAACCAAUGGUGUUCAAGCAUCAGAUGAAGCCGGCCAAGGAUCAGUACCACCUACUGCAGUAAAUUGUCUUUGUUUUGCUUCUGAUGCUGUUCAGACUCCAACAGGACCAGAAUCAAGGACUUGCAAGAUAGAGAAAGAGACUGUCCAAAGUCUUGCUAGGCAUAUCAAGACCAAUUACUUUGCAACAGACUCAAUGAACCCCAGAUUAGGAAUAACCGAUGUUCUUCAGAAGCUCAAGACUCUUUCUUCUCAGUUAACUGAUCUGGUUCACAAAUUUAGUAGCAGCAUUGCUCCUUCUCAAGAGAAAGAAGACUUUUACCCUGUUUUGCAUCAAAUUAUGUCAGAGUUAAAUGGGAAUAAUGCCAUUUCUACAUUCGAGUUCAUUGAGAGUGGAGUUGUGAAGUCUCUAGUAAAUUACCUCUCCAAUGGCCAAUACUUGGGAAAAAAGGUAGAUGGUGAUGUCUCAGUAAAUCAGCUGUAUAUUAUAGAAAAUAGAUUUGAGCUGUUUGGUAGAUUACUUUUGGAUAACUCUGGCCCGCUUGUGGAGAACUCCACUUUUCUAGCUUUGAUAAGGAGAUUGCAUAGUGCACUUAGCUCUGUUGAAAACUUCCCAGUCAUCAGUCAUGCAUCUAAGCUACGAAACUCAUAUGCUACAAUCCCAUAUGGGCAUUGUACUCCAUAUCCUUGUCUGAAGGUCCAGUUUGUGAAGGGAGAGGGGGAGUCAUCACUUGUUGAUUAUCCGGAGAGUGUUGUGAAUGUAGAUCCCUUUUCGCUGUUGGAAACAAUUGAGGGAUACCUGUGGCCAAAAGUGAGUAGAAAGAAAAGUGAAAAGUUGAAUCCACCCACUCUGGAUUUGGAGGAAGAGUCACCAUCUCGUGUAUCACAAGAUGUAAGCACGUCUCAAGGUAAAAAUCCAGGACCCAUGGAAUCGGACACCACUUCCACAGAUUCCCAUGAAACGCAGGUUGUGAAGAAUAACUUGCAAUUAUUUGCUGAAGUGGAAACUGUGGAUGUAGAACAAACAAAGAGUGUUCCAAUGGAUAUUUCAGAUGUUAAUGCAGAGUCUUUGAAGAAAGGAAGAUUGAAUUCAUCUGAAGAUGAUAGUAGUACAAGUUUGGAGUGUACUGGAUGUUGUGAUGAUGAAAAUGUUGCACCUAAAUUGAUAUUCUACCUGGAGGGACAGAAGUGGAACCACAAGUUGACCCUAUAUCAAACUGUACUCCUGCAGCAGAUUAAAGCAGAGAAUGACAUCACUACUAAUUCAAGCAUAUGGAGUCAAGUACACAGGGUGACCUACAGAAGAUUUGUGAGACAUAAACCAGGAUGUCCUCAGAGUUGCAAACAUGCUGUACAUUCUACUCCAUCUGAGAAACCUACAGCAUGGUGGCAGUACACCCCAUCUUUCUCUAGCAUGUUCGGUUCUGAAAUGGUUGAUCUUGAGAAAUCAAGUCCAACUUAUGAUAUCUUAUUUCUUCUUAGAAGCUUGGAAGGUUUGAACAGGUUCAGUUUUCAUCUUGGGUCUCGAACAAAACUAUAUGCUUUUGCUGAAGGAAAGACUACCAAUUUUGGUGAUAUUAAGGUCACAAAUUCUGAUCUCCCUCAGAAUGAAUUUGCAAGCACUAAAUUGACAGAGAAAAUAGAACUGCAAAUGAGGAAUCCCUUUUCUGUUUCCAUAGGUGGUUUGCCACCUUGGUGUGAACAAUUGGUUAAUUCAUGCCCCUUUUUGUUUGGUUUCGAAGCAAGAUGCAAGUAUUUCCGCCUUGCUGCAUUUGGUCGACAGCCAAUUCAGCCUGAAUCAUCGUCUCAUAAUACGGCUGCAGGCAUGAGCGGUAGGCACCAAAACAGUAGUGUUUUACGCCGGAAAAAAUUAUUAGUUCAUCGAAGUAGAAUUUUGGAUUCUGCUAGGCAGAUGAUGGACCUCCAUGCCAAUCAGAAGGUUGUCAUUGAGGUGGAAUAUAAUGAUGAGGUUGGUACUGGUCUUGGUCCGACGCUAGAAUUUUUUACCUUGGUCAGUCAUGAGUUCCAGAAGAUUGGGCUAGCGAUGUGGAGAGGUGAUCACAUGGCUCAUGGCAGCGUGAGUGUAGAGGAGGAAUCUGGAAUUAUUUUCUCUCCUUUUGGUCUGUUCCCCCGCCCAUGGUCACCUUCACCCCAUUCAUUAAAUGGCCUAGAGUUCUCUGAAGUGCUGAAAAAGUUUGUGCUUCUGGGCCAGAUAGUUGCGAAGUCUCUUCAAGAUGGCAGGGUUCUAGAUCUUCGGUUAUCCAGAGCAUUUUACAAGCUUCUUCUUGGGAAGGAACUCACUGUGUAUGACAUCCCGUCAUUUGACCCUGAACUUGGUGGAGUUCUCCUAGAAUUUCAGGCUCUUGUUGAAAGAAAAAGACAUCUGGAAUCACAUCCUGAGGGAAAAUCAUCGUUAGACCUAGAACUUAAUUUCCGGAAUACAAAAAUUGGUGAUCUUUGUCUUGACUAUACUCUUCCUGGCUAUCCAGAUUAUGUCCUUAAUUCUGCAUCUGAUGCAAAAACGGUUGACUCCUCUAACUUAGAGGAAUAUGUUUUACUCGUUGUGGAUGCUACUCUAAAUUCUGGAAUUUCAAGACAAAUUGGAGCAUUCAAGUCGGGCUUUGAUCAGGUUUUCCCCAUCAGACAUCUUCAGGUUUUCACUGAAGAUGAAUUAGAGAGACUAUUGUGCGGAGAGUGUGGAUUCUGGAACUCCAAUGAGCUUCUGGAUCACAUCAAGUUUGACCAUGGAUACACUGCCAACAGUCCUCCAGUUUUAAAUUUACUUGAAAUUAUGAAGGAAUUUGACAGCAAGCAACAGAGAGCAUUCCUGCAGUUUGUGACUGGUGCACCUAGACUGCCUCCAGGGGGUCUGGCAUCUCUUAGCCCAAAGUUAACAAUCGUUCGGAAGAGUUGCAGUGUUUGGGUCGACGCUGACCUACCUAGUGUGAUGACAUGUGCCAAUUAUCUCAAGCUACCACCUUACUCUUCAAAAGAGAAAAUGAAGGAAAAGCUGUUAUAUGCCAUAAUGGAAGGACAAGGCUCAUUCCAUCUUUCAUAGGUUCCCUGGCUUGAUCAAUCAGGUACAUAGUUUGUGAAUAGUAUAGUUCAGAGUAGGUGGUGGCUUAGAAGAUCGUGGCAGCGGGUGGUUUGUGGAGUUGAAGGAGAGCUGGUUACUGCUGCUGGCCUAACUAAACUUGGUGGUUGUGCAGACAUCAAUGGUUUAUUAGUUAUUAGUAUAAAAAUUAUAAGUAGAUAGUCCAGUUCUUGAAGGAGAAUUAUACAGUGAAAAGUUCUUUGGGGGAAGGGGGUUAAAGCUUUGUUGGUAAACUAUGUAUCAGGAAACAAUUGUGGACACAUAUAUUUCUUUUAAGGUCAGUUUGAUAGAAAGAUGAAACUUUCUUAUUA